Aspergillus affinis is the source of this 537-nucleotide messenger RNA. Its product is annotated as autophagy-related protein 8. Gene Ontology annotation, molecular function: phosphatidylethanolamine binding. Gene Ontology annotation, biological process: cellular response to nitrogen starvation; macroautophagy. The transcript is spliced from 4 exons. Bases 1 to 537 code for a protein of 178 amino acids. NCBI's taxonomy places the organism in Eukaryota, Fungi, Ascomycota, Eurotiomycetes, Eurotiales, Aspergillaceae. Gene Ontology annotation, cellular component: autophagosome; cytosol; fungal-type vacuole membrane. The record is from RefSeq and is a predicted model, not a curated record.
AUGCGUUCCAAGUUUAAGGACGAGCACCCCUUCGAGAAGCGCAAGGCAGAGGCCGAGCGCAUCCGCCAGAAAUACGCAGAUCGUAUCCCGGUGAUUUGCGAGAAAGUCGAGAAAUCGGAUAUCGCGACCAUCGACAAGAAGAAAUAUCUUGUACCGGCCGACCUCACCGUCGGGCAGUUCGUUUACGUCAUCCGCAAGCGCAUCAAGCUUUCUCCUGAGAAAGCCAUCUUCAUCUUCGUGGACGAGGUCCUGCCACCCACAGCUGCGCUCAUGAGCAGCAUCUACGAAGAGCACAAGGAUGAAGAUGGGUUCCUUUACAUCACCUAUUCGGGGGAGAACACUUUCGGUGAAUAUUUCAUUUUUGCGGCGGCGCCGGAUGAGCGGGUGAGGGAUAUGGUCGACCAAUCCGCAAUGCGACAAACGGCGGAGCCAGGCUUUGCGGCAAGAUUAAUUCCUCUUUUGUGCUGGCGUUUAUCCGGAGUUCUCAAUCGAUUUAUGAACGUGCUUAGCAGACGUUUCGCAGUCCUUCUGAUUUGA